Messenger RNA from Rotaria sp. Silwood1, 999 nucleotides. NCBI's taxonomy places the organism in Eukaryota, Metazoa, Rotifera, Eurotatoria, Philodinida, Philodinidae. The record is from the annotation of a GenBank genome assembly.
AUGUUGACCGUCUCUACCACCAUCGUGCUCAUUGUUUUUGCUUCCAUCGUUAGUGGACAAAUUUUAGAGCAUAUUGAAAAUGGUAAACUAUGUACUGGAUGGCAAGCUAUUUCUCGCUCAUCAGUUGGUGUCAAUACUGCGCAAUGUUCAGGUAGUCUUGGUUAUGAAUUAGCUCAAGUUUCCGGCAUGUUUGCAAUACGUUUCUGUUGCCCCUAUCAACAAGUGACCCCACCCAUUGUUGAACCUGCACCAACUGAAUGUGGUCGUGCAGCAGUUGCUCCAAUACGUACACGAAUUGUCGGUGGACAAGACGCAGCACCACACUCUUGGCCUUGGCUUGUUUCUCUUCAAUAUCAUGGAGGCCAUUUUUGUGGUGGCACUUUAAUUGAUGAAUAUCAUGUUUUAACUGCCGCUCAUUGUCUUCAAGAUAGCUCAAUGUUUAAUUCAAAUUUGAAGGUUGUAGCCGGUCUUCAUGCACAAAGCAGACCAAAUGAAUCACAAGUUCAACAUAAACAAAUUGCAAGCAUAAUGAAUCAUCAAGGAUAUAAUGAGAAUACACAGGAAAAUGAUAUUGCUAUCAUUCGUUUAGCUUCACCUGUUCGACUCGAUAGUUAUGUCAAUGUUGCUUGUCUUCCACAAAAAGAUCCUGCUGUAAAUGAAAAUGUUAUGAUUGCUGGUUGGGGUACAACAUCAUUCGGAGGCAGUUCACCAGAUGCACUUCGUCAAGCUAAUGUCCUUAUCAUGAAUUCAUGUUCAAGCGUCUAUCGUUAUGAUGAUAGCAAACAAAUGUGUGCCGGUAAUCACCAAUUUACAAAGGAUUCAUGCCAAGGUGAUUCUGGUGGUCCACUUAUGCAUGAAGCUAAUGGUAAAUGGGUAAUUAGUGGAGUUGUUAGCUAUGGUCAUGAAUGUGCUAAAUUAAAUUAUCCUGGUGUUUAUGCUCGUGUUAGUCAUUAUUUACCAUGGAUUCAGAAUGCAAUCGCUACUUUAUCGGCACAAUAA